Molecule: messenger RNA, 595 nt
Organism: Syngnathus typhle (broad-nosed pipefish)
Lineage: Eukaryota; Metazoa; Chordata; Actinopteri; Syngnathiformes; Syngnathidae
Product: hemoglobin embryonic subunit alpha-like
Exons: 3
Coding region: 63-497 (144 amino acids)
Biological process (GO): hydrogen peroxide catabolic process; oxygen transport
Cellular component (GO): hemoglobin complex; haptoglobin-hemoglobin complex; blood microparticle
Molecular function (GO): haptoglobin binding; organic acid binding; iron ion binding
Source: RefSeq, a predicted model, not a curated record
CGCCUAUAAAAAGCCCUUUGUCAAACUUCAGUAGCAUCAGAGCUCUCAUAGCAACUGCAAAGAUGACUAGUCUCAGCAAGAAAGACAAGGCAAACGUCCGGGCCUUCUGGGAGAAAAUCGCCCCAAAGACCGAGGAUAUCGGCUCGCAGGCUCUGUCCAGGCUGCUCGUUGUGUACCCCCAGACCAAGACCUACUUUGCCCACUGGAAGGAUUUGAGCCCCGGCUCCGAGCCCGUCAAGUCUCAUGGCAAGGCCAUCAUGACCGGUGUUGGCAGCGCCGUGGGUAUGCUCGAUGACCUGAAGGGAGGUCUCCUCCCCCUCAGUGAGCUGCACGCCUUUACCCUGAGAGUGGACCCCGCCAACUUCAAGAUUUUCACCCACUGCAUUCUCGUGGUUUUGGCCAACUUGUUCCCUGGUGACUUCACCCCCGAGGUGCAUGUGUCCAUUGACAAGUUCCUGGCCGCCGUGUCUCUGGCCCUGGCCGAGAAAUACAGAUAAACGGGAGGAAAACAGUCCCCAGGAAAACAGACAGCAGCAGCAGCAGCAUGUCCUUACUGUGUGCUUGUCAUCAAUAAAAGCAAAAUUUAAAAAAAAAA